UCGAGUCACAUGGACUCGGCACCACAGCCGCCACCUCCGCCGUGUCCUGUGCGGCCGGCGGCCCUCAAGUCGGAGGAGAAACCAAAGCAACCCGUGUUCGACGGUAUAGGUGGUCUGCGAAAGGCGAGGCAGUGGAGUCUUUUUGAGAACUUGGACGACAGCGCCAUGGACUUCAAGACCCCGACGGCCAAGAUGCGAUUGCUGGAUGCAUUCCGAUACCACAAACCCACAGCUGAAGAGCAACUCCAGUACAACUUGCCAGGGAGCUUAGAACGCCUCAGCAUGCACAAACUCAAUGACGUCAUGUCUGUGUGCCUUGCACGCAAAGGCAAGCGGUUCACGAGUUCUCAAAUCCAGUCGCUGAGCCUUCUUCUCACCGAGUUGAGUGGGGUAUUUGACUCUGUGGACAUUGCAUUCAAAUCGUUGUCGCCUGGCGUACUUCGAUACAAGCCACCGGUCGACGGGUCGAUCUCGACUCUUGUCAGUGGCAGCGACUUGGAGAUACACAACGCCGCACUUGCCUUCCACACCCUUUGCAACACAUACAUCGCACUGUUCCGUCGACUGAAGGAUCUCGUUAUCGACAUCCGCGCGCACUCCGUCGUCGCCACGGGCCUGGUUGAAGUGCCCAAUGCACAAGACUCGGAUGACUCAGAAUUCGACGCUAAAGCCAAGGCGCCAUUUCCAACGUUCCUCUUUGUCCUCAUUCAAAAGUACCGCCGCGAGAGAGCCGACUUCGCCAUCCAUGACCCCAAGUCGCCCUCGACACCGCCCCUUCCGACACACCCGUGGUGGCCCACAGAUUCCCAUCCUCCGUUGGACUCAUUAGCACAGUUUGCGCUGUUCCUUGCAGCAGUACUUGUUCAACGAGUUCCGUUCCUCAAGGUUGAACUAGAAGGCAUGGUCGUGCUCCUCCAAGUUCUGAAGGUGGAACACACUGCCAUGGAGGACUCGUUGCACGUACACCUCCACGGCCCCCAGAAGUCAAACUACGUCCUUAGUCGCAGCAUCUUUGAGUUCCUCAGCACCGUGCGCGAACUGCGAUCAAUUCCAAAGCGAAAAGAACUCCUUGAGAACCCACGUCGAGGCCAGAAGAAGCUGCGGCGAAAUCCGACACCAAAUUGUUCAAACGACAAGUGAUUAUGUGAACAUCGUACUGCGUGAAGGUCGUUUGUCUUCCUUUCCCAUUGUCCUGAACAUCGAUGUCCUUCCAAGGGUAUCGCCGAGGGUUACCCACCCAUGAAGUCUGAUGUCAGAAUGCGCACUGAUGGUUUGGAAUUGCUCGCUGCUCAUGACACAACUCCAUCAUGAAAGCGAUUUCAAGAUUCAUCCACGUCACUUUCCGCGU
Molecule: messenger RNA, 1348 nt
Organism: Aphanomyces invadans
Lineage: Eukaryota; Oomycota; Saprolegniomycetes; Saprolegniales; Verrucalvaceae
Exons: 5
Coding region: 10-1140 (376 amino acids)
Source: RefSeq, a predicted model, not a curated record